This is a messenger RNA of Fusarium keratoplasticum, 1521 nucleotides long. Its product is annotated as Alpha-L-arabinofuranosidase. The transcript has a single exon. NCBI's taxonomy places the organism in Eukaryota, Fungi, Ascomycota, Sordariomycetes, Hypocreales, Nectriaceae. Gene Ontology annotation, molecular function: alpha-L-arabinofuranosidase activity. Gene Ontology annotation, biological process: pectin catabolic process; L-arabinose metabolic process; arabinan metabolic process. The coding region runs from base 1 to 1521 and encodes 506 amino acids. The record is from RefSeq and is a predicted model, not a curated record.
AUGCAUCCGCAACUAAGUUUCGAACGCAGCUCCGUGCUUGCUCUCGGCCUGGUUGCUGUUGCACCUCUUGUCGCCGCUGGGCCCUGCGACAUCUACUCCUCCGGCGGCACACCCUGCGUCGCGGCACACAGCACCACCCGGGCCUUGUACGACGCCUAUACCGGCUCCCUUUAUCAGGUAAAACGCGGCUCCGACGGUGCCACGACCAACAUUGCGCCGCGAUCUACCGGUGGUGUUGCCGAUGCUGCUGCCCAAGACUCGUUCUGCGCUGGCACGACCUGUCUCAUCACCAUCAUUUACGACCAGUCCGGCAAAGGCAAUCAUCUUACCCAGGCUCCUUCUGGCGCUUUCCACGGCCCAGAUGUUGAUGGCAAGGAUAACUUGGCCAGCGCGAUUGGCGCACCGGUCACGCUGAACGGUCAGAAGGCCUACGGUGUCUUCAUCUCGCCCGGCACCGGCUACAGGAACAAUGCCGCUAGCGGCACCGCUACGGGAGAUGCGGCGGAGGGCAUGUACGCUGUGCUUGAUGGCACUCAUUAUAACGGCGACUGCUGCUUCGACUAUGGCAAUGCCGAGAUCAGCAAUACCGAUACGGGCAACGGCCAUAUGGAGGCCAUCUACUUUGGAGACAGCACCGUGUGGGGUUCCGGCUCCGGCUCCGGCCCCUGGGUCAUGGCCGAUCUGGAGAACGGCUUGUUCUCCGGCUCUGACCCUAAACAAAACACCCAGGAUCCUUCAAUCUCCUAUCGAUUUCUCACUGCGGCUGUGAAGGGGAAGCCAAACCAGUGGGCAAUCCGUGGUGGCAAUGCUGUGGCCAACUCGUUGUCGACAUACUAUAGCGGCGCGCGUCCAACCGUGUCUGGCUAUAACCCGAUGAGCAAAGAAGGAGCCAUCAUUCUCGGCAUUGGUGGCGAUAACAGCCAUGGCUCACAGGGCACCUUCUACGAGGGCGCGAUGACCUCUGGCUACCCAUCCGAUGCCACUGAGAACUCGGUGCAGGCAAACAUUGUAGCCGCCAAGUACGCCACGACGUCAUUGACCAGUGGCCCGGGUCUCACUGUUGGUUCCUCUGUCUCUCUGAGAGCCACCUCAAGUUGCUGCACGACACGUUACAUUACACACUCUGGCUCCUCAGUCAACACUACGGUGGUCUCAUCAUCUAGCUCUACCGCCCUCAAAAAGCAGGCCAGCUGGACGGUCCGUACCGGCCUAGCCUUUAGCGGAUGCUUCUCUUUCGAAUCAAACGACACCCCCGGCAGCUUCCUGCGACACUAUGCCUUCCAGCUUCAGCUCGACGCCAACGACGGGAGCAAGCAAUUCCAUGAAGAUGCUACGUUCUGCACCCAGGCUGGUCUUAAUGGUCAGGGCAACAGUGUCCGAUCCUGGAGCUAUCCCGCCCGUUACUUCCGCCACUACAACGAUGUACUCUACAUCGCGAGCAAUGGCGGCGUUCAUACAUUCGAUGCUACUGCGUUAUUUAACGACGACGCGAGCUUUGUGAUCGGCGCUGGCUUCGCUUGA